AUGCCGUCUCUCAGAGACCAAAUCGCCGUUAAGCCGGUCGAUGAUUACUAUGUCUCCAUUCUCCCUCCCACACGCAUGGGCGAUCUCGCCAACUGGGCAUACGGCGGCAACAUCCUCGCGGUAGCCGUGAGCGCCGCCUACGCAACCAUCACCACCGCCCAUCAUCUGUAUUCCAUUAGCGGCCAUUUCGUGCGCCCUACCAGUCCAGUACACAAACUGAUCUGUCGCGUCGAGCGCAUCCGCGACACUCGGACUUUCCAAACACGACACGUGCGCUUGUAUCAGAACGGACCCGGGGGCGAACAGUUAUGUCUUAUUGCAACGGCGGAUUUCCACAUCGAGGAACCUGCCGAGAUGGUUCGUUACUCCGCGCAUCCGCAUAAGCAGGGGAUAUCGGUGGGUGAACCUACGAUAGAAAUAACACCGACGCUCGAAACCGGCUUAUACAGAAACAUCGACCCGUUCAUGCAAGUCCAACCACUCCCAACCAACUUGAACAACAAGGAGGACAAUAUUCCAGAUAUAAUUUCCACCGAGCGCUUCCGGAUAAAUGGACCCCUCCCUACGGAGGCAGACCAAAUCGCCGCUCUCGCAUUCUAUAUGGACCGCGGGCUCGCCUAUAUCCCGGCGAACCACUCCGGCCGCAGCCUCCUCGAAGCGAGCGCCUGUGCAACUCUGGAUUUUGCACUGCGGCUGGCGACGCACAGGUUCGAUUUGGGUGAUUGGCAUGUGUCUGAGAAAAGGACUUGUCGGGCGGGUAAUGCGAGGGCGCUUAGCGAGGGGAGGGUCUUUGGGGCGGGUGGGCGGUUGUUGGCGAGUAUGACGCAGGAGACGAUUUUGCGUCCGAAGGAGAUAUCGAGGAUUUGA
Aspergillus puulaauensis is the source of this 867-nucleotide messenger RNA. Its product is annotated as thioesterase family protein. Gene Ontology annotation, biological process: acyl-CoA metabolic process; fatty acid catabolic process. Bases 1 to 867 code for a protein of 288 amino acids. Lineage: Eukaryota; Fungi; Ascomycota; Eurotiomycetes; Eurotiales; Aspergillaceae. Gene Ontology annotation, cellular component: peroxisomal matrix. The transcript has a single exon. The record is from RefSeq and is a predicted model, not a curated record. Gene Ontology annotation, molecular function: fatty acyl-CoA hydrolase activity.